CAAAUGAAGUGUUGGUGGUGGGUGGUUGGAUGAUGAGCUUUCUGCAUCCUGCAUCUUUCCUCUGCUGUCCAAAGAAACAAAAUAAACAAAACAUACACCUUCACCACCUCUGCAAACCAUUUCCCAGUAAAACCCCUCCACUUUCCAUAUCCUCCUCUACCCAUCACCCCUUCUAUUCAUUCAGAUAAAGAUCAUUUUUUGUUUGUUUACUGGUCAAUCCAGGGUUCAAACAAAAAGAAGCAAGAGUACAAUUUGGUCUUAUCCCACACAUCCUUACCUUUUGGGUGUCUCAUGUACCCAUAAAUAGAUUCCAGGUUGAGAGUCUUCUUCUUUGUCCUUUUGGAUUUAUUUCUUUUUCCUUUUUUGGGUCUCUUUUUCCUUUCUCUCUCUCUCUCUUCAUAAGGGGGUGGUGGUGAGGAGGGGGAGGGAGAUGGGUGGCAGAGCUGAGAAUUCAGGUGGUAAUGGGAUACAAGAUACAGCCAUGGAGGAGGGAGGGGUAGAGGCGGGGUAUGAGAAUUCUACUAAUAACAGAGGUGGUGGGUUUGCUAUUUCCAUUCAGUUCAUGCAAAAGAUCCUUGCAGAAGUGCUUGGAACGUAUUUCGUGAUAUACGCGGGCUGCGCCUCGGUGACGGUUAACCUGAGCAAGGGGACGAUUACGUUCCCCGGCAUAUGCGUCGUGUGGGGGCUCGUCGUCAUGGUCAUGGUCUACUCCGUCGGCCACAUCUCCGGCGCACACUUCAAUCCUGCAGUCACCAUUGCAUUUGCUACCUGUAGAAGGUUUCCGUGGAAGCAGGUGCCACCCUACGUUCUGGCGCAAGUGGCAGGCGCGACCCUGGCGAGCGGGACGCUGCGGUUGAUGUUCGGAGGUAAGCACGAGCACUUCCCGGGGACGAUUCCGGCCGGCUCCAACGUGCAAUCGCUGGUCCUUGAGUUCAUCAUCUCCUUCUACCUCAUGUUUGUGAUCUCCGGCGUAGCCACUGACAACAGAGCAAUUGGAGAAUUGGCUGGUCUUGCUGUGGGAGCCACUGUCCUACUGAACGUGCUUUUUGCCGGGCCAAUAUCUGGAGCAUCGAUGAACCCCGCGAGAAGCCUCGGCCCGGCAAUUGUGGCUCACCGGUACGAGUCGAUAUGGGUCUACAUCGUCGGGCCCAUUUGCGGCACGGUGGCUGGAGCCUGGGCCUACAACCUAAUCCGGUUCACCGACAAGCCGCUGCGAGAGAUCACCAAGAGUGGGUCAUUCCUAAAGAACUUGGCGAGGAACAACGCCAGAUAGAUCAGAACAAAACUGAUACUAGCUAUUGUAAAAUUGUUGUAUCCUUUCCUUAAUUUCUCCAUCACUGAAAAUGUAUAGAACUUCUGGAGGAAUGCGUGACGCAUGUUGUGGAUUAGUAGCUUAUAGAUUUUAUAUAGUUUCUUUCCCUUUCUCUGUUUGGAUUUUUGGGUUGAAAAUGAAAUGAUUCUUUCGUGCAA
This is a messenger RNA of Ananas comosus (pineapple), 1470 nucleotides long. Its product is annotated as aquaporin NIP1-1-like. The coding region runs from base 431 to 1273 and encodes 280 amino acids. Gene Ontology annotation, biological process: transmembrane transport. The transcript has 5 exons. Gene Ontology annotation, molecular function: channel activity. The record is from RefSeq and is a predicted model, not a curated record. Gene Ontology annotation, cellular component: membrane. Lineage: Eukaryota; Viridiplantae; Streptophyta; Magnoliopsida; Poales; Bromeliaceae.